UCGUCGCUCUCUAGCCAAUUAAUUCUCGUAUAUCCCGAACCCGAAACGACGUUAAACUCGUCAACACGCUGUCUCGAUUUCUUUCCCUAUUACGAAUCACAACCGCCGACAUGUUCAAGCGCUCGUUCCGGUCUGCGGACCGAGUCGACAAGUCGGCGAGGCUGAAGAAAUCCAGCAACCAUGCAAACAACUCGGUUCGGGAUCCCCAGAAGCUAGCGAAACUGCAGCGGUCGCUCGAGGACAUUCUUCCAGCUAAGAAGACCCUCACCUCUCCCAUCGUCACCCUCACCGUUGGCCGAGAGGCGCGAUUGUUCGCGGCCCACGAGGAGGUCCUGAGCCAGUCGCCCUUUUUUGAGAGGGCCUGCCGGGAACAAUACCUCGAGGCGCAGGGCAAGAGGAUUUCGCUUCCAGACGAAGAACCUGAGAUCUUCUCGGCCGUCCUAGAGUAUCUUUACAAGGGUGACUACUACCCCCGCUUGAUGCACAAUAAGCACCGAAACUCUUGGGAGCUCGAAGACGCCGUCAGAUCUCCCGACCCCUCAGAAAACAAUCGAGCUGGCCGCGGAGCCGUUGAGGCUACAAUGUACGUCGCCAGCGUGGGGCAGUAUCUCCUGAGAGAUACAGUCGUCUACUGCGCCGCCGACAGGUUCGGACUCGAGGAGCUCAAGCGCCUGUCUCUCCGGAAACAGGGCCUGCAGAGUGGGAUCGAUGUCGGAACGAUCCUUCGGUCGGCACAGUACGCCUACGACAACACGCCGGACACAGACUCGCGGUUACGCGCUCAUUAUCUCGCCCUGAUCAUCCGAUGUCGCAAGACAUUCAAGAGGAGUGGAACCAUGCAAGCGGAGAUGGAACGCGGCGGCAAACUAUUCUUCGACCUAUUCGUUGCCAUGUGCAACCAUCUCGACGACGUCGUGGACAUGAGCAACGCUCGGACUCCUAAGACCAUUUGAAGAGCUCUUGGAUUGCUAUAAAAACAAAAACAUGUGUAAACUGAAUAUUGGGUCCCAUGGGAAAGGAAUACUAUGGCGUUGGAAUGUGAAUUUUUGAUAUGCCUUACUUUGGCGAGGAACGGAACAGUCACCUGGGG
Molecule: messenger RNA, 1090 nt
Organism: Annulohypoxylon maeteangense
Lineage: Eukaryota; Fungi; Ascomycota; Sordariomycetes; Xylariales; Hypoxylaceae
Exons: 1
Coding region: 111-953 (280 amino acids)
Molecular function (GO): protein binding
Source: RefSeq, a predicted model, not a curated record